Messenger RNA from Eremothecium sinecaudum, 477 nucleotides. RefSeq names its product Mlc2p (gene MLC2). The coding region runs from base 1 to 477 and encodes 158 amino acids. The transcript has a single exon. Gene Ontology annotation, cellular component: myosin II complex; cytoplasm. The record is from RefSeq and is a predicted model, not a curated record. NCBI's taxonomy places the organism in Eukaryota, Fungi, Ascomycota, Saccharomycetes, Saccharomycetales, Saccharomycetaceae. Gene Ontology annotation, biological process: mitotic cytokinesis; actomyosin structure organization. Gene Ontology annotation, molecular function: cytoskeletal motor regulator activity; myosin heavy chain binding; calcium ion binding.
AUGACUUUAGCAGAUAAUACAGCAGCAGAGUUUUCUCAGUUUACCCAGCUUCAAAUUAAAACUCUUAGGGAUGCAUUUCAGUUAAUUGAUGAUGAUGGUGAUAGAGUUAUAUCAGAACAAGAUCUAGGAAAGUUUUGGCAAGUUUUGGGUAAGAAACCUAGCGAUGAUGAAAUAAAGUCUAUGUUAGAUAUGGGUAAUGGAUGUAACUUAACAUUUCCUGUAUUUUUGUCUAUUAUGAGCAACUCAUUAGGCUUACUUCCGGCUGAAAACGAUAUAUGUGAAGCCUUAAAAAUAUUCUGCAAAGAGGACGAUUUUGAGUUGAAUUGUGAUAUCAAGGAACUCAAGGAGUAUGUUUCUAUGGCCGGGUUUAGUCAAUCAGAUAAUUUUGAUAAGUUGGUGGAAAGCUUCACUUAUCAAACAAUAACGGGAGAACAGGUUUUCAAGGGAAAGCGCUUUCUUGAGACUAUUGGAGAAUAA